This is a messenger RNA of Helianthus annuus (common sunflower), 813 nucleotides long. RefSeq names its product universal stress protein A-like protein. The coding region runs from base 107 to 649 and encodes 180 amino acids. Gene Ontology annotation, molecular function: AMP binding. The transcript is spliced from 4 exons. NCBI's taxonomy places the organism in Eukaryota, Viridiplantae, Streptophyta, Magnoliopsida, Asterales, Asteraceae. The record is from RefSeq and is a predicted model, not a curated record.
GCCCGGUACAUGACACGUGUUCACGGGCAACAACAACAACUCCUUCUACAAGAAACCACAAAUUCAACUUCACUACUACGUCCAGUUCAGAACCAGAAACUUAACAAUGGCGACAACGACUGUUGACUCGGACGUGACUCGGAUAAUGCUGGGAGUGAACGAGUCAAGCAUCAAAGGAUAUCCACACGCUUCAAUCAGUAGCAAAUCGGCCUUCGAAUGGACUCUCAACAAGAUCAUUCGCAACAAUACCGCUGGAUUCAAGCUCCUUUUUCUCCAUGUUCAAGUUCCUGAUGAAGACGGAUUUGAUGAAGUUGAUAGUAUAUACGCCUCACCUGAAGAUUUUAAAGACGCCAAUCGUAGGGACAAGAUUAGAGGAUCUCAUCUGCUGGAAUUCUUUGUGAAGAGAUGUCAUGAAAUAGGGGUUGCAUGUGAAGCAUGGAUUAAGAAGGGGGAUCCCAAAGAAGUAAUCUGCCAUGAGGUUAAAAGAGUCCAGCCAGAUCUCCUUGUUGUCGGAAACAGGGGUCUUGGUCCUUUCCAGAGGGUAUUUGUAGGAACUGUGAGCGAGUUUUGUGUGAGGCAUUGUGAAUGCCCGGUCGUAACAAUCAAACGCAGCGUGGACGAGACUCCCCAGGACCCUGUAGACGACUGAGGAAUACACUCGCUGAAGACUAUAUUGCUGUAAAAUUUUAGAGUUUGCUUUAUGUUUUUACGUGCGACUGUGGUCUUUGUGGAGGAUAAUGUGAGUUUGUUUUCAAUGAUGACUCAUCUGUUAAAACUAUUACCAGCCUACAAAUGACGAUUAAGACAAUAACU